GAAUGUGGCUUGGAUACCGGCAUCCCACCGGUGAGAUCCACAUCCAGGACUCGGGGGCAUGGCUCUCGUGCCCGGGGAUGGACAACAACAGCACCUUAUGCACAACCGGAGAUGUCCCCACCCUUCUCCAGGGAAAUGCUUUUAACCAUAAAGGUCCGUACAACGGCGUCGAGAUCCAAUGUGUCAUCCCUUGAACGUUGUUGUAUACUUGGGGUAGGAAAGAGGAGACGAAAUAUCUGCCCAAAUAGCUGGAAUUCUGUCUCGAUCGUUAUAAGUAUUUAUUGGCAUGUUCGGACUGGGGUCGACUCAACUCUUAUCAAAGAGGGCGCUGUUCCAGAGACACAGGGAGACAGGAGACGACUGCUCGCACUGGCACACGACAGGAAUCCCUGGUGAGACUAGCACCAAAGAUUGGAAAUUGGCA
Mycena citricolor is the source of this 424-nucleotide messenger RNA. The record is from the annotation of a GenBank genome assembly. Lineage: Eukaryota; Fungi; Basidiomycota; Agaricomycetes; Agaricales; Mycenaceae.